Daktulosphaira vitifoliae (grape phylloxera) is the source of this 1819-nucleotide messenger RNA. RefSeq lists its product as uncharacterized. The coding region runs from base 159 to 1490 and encodes 443 amino acids. The record is from RefSeq and is a predicted model, not a curated record. The transcript has 6 exons. Lineage: Eukaryota; Metazoa; Arthropoda; Insecta; Hemiptera; Phylloxeridae.
UUAGUUUAAUAAGACGUUCCAAAAACACACGCAGUAACGUGCCGUUGUUCAUUGUGCUAAAACCUACUCACAAUGUUCCAAAAUGAAUAGAAAAAACUACACUAUUUUUUGGUUAAAAAUUUCGUGACGUCUAUUUAUGGUGUGGAUACCGUGCUACCAUGAAUAUAUUAUUCCGUAAAAACUUUCAAACCGAAGGUACCUCCAAGGAGAGGAGUUAUACCAGUGGCUUGGGUAGGAGAACAACAUCAGGCAAUACAGGAGCAUUAGGAACUGUAAGAAGAACUAGAGAAUCCAGGUGUUCGGCAAUGGCUGAUCCCGAUCACACUUGCCCAUUUAGAACUCACAUUCUACUAGGCCAUGCAAACUUUCCUCAAGAAUUCGAAGACUUUGUUGGGCCACCACUUUUAACAGCUCCUAAACAGACCUCAGCAGUUCCACUAAUACGAUGGAUUCGAAGAAAACAGUCAACCGGUAAAGCAGAUACUAUUUCUAAUACUCCUUCAUUUUCCAAUGGUACCAAUUCUUUUAUCAAUGUUGCUAAUUCAAAUAAUACAACAAAUGACAAGGGUUGCAGAGGUCGUCACGGUUCGUACUCUAAGCCAAACACACCAACUGGUACUAGUCCACAAAUGCCUUUACAUGUUAGAAAAGUCGACUCUGCGAGUAUUUCUAACUUGGAUAAAGAUUGCUUUAUUAUUCCAAUAGCCUACCUUGAUAGGUUUCUUCCCGAUGGAGUAAACCUUCCUAUCUCACCAAGUAUAAACAAACCUAAUUCCUUGAAUAUGGUUGAAGUCGAUGACCCAAAGACUUGUCUCAUGUUUCACAUGAUGACAAUUUUAGAACCAAUUGAUCCAAUUUUGGAAUCUCCUUUAUCAGACCCUAUGGCCAGACAAACGGCUGCUGCUUGUUCGCUGCUUAAUGAAAUAGCCGGAACAAAAGUUGCAUCAGAAGGAAUGUUGUUAGCCAAUUUAGAAAAAGACGCAGUUUUUCCGUUUAUCACAUACUACGUUUUAAAUAAAUCGUCUGUAUCAAAUCCGCGUGAGGUGGCAGUAAACGUACGGAAUACAACUCUCAAAAAGUUUGAUCCACGAGCUAUUAAACAUACAACAGAUCAUACAUUUGAUCUUUUCACCGAAGUCGCCAACAUUGUUUGCCCUCCUAUCAGUCAGACCAAAAGGCCUCGAGGUUCCCAUACGGCUUACAUAAUUUCUGUAUACAAAGUUUUCGAUGGUGAUGAUAGUGAAAAAUUUGAAAAACAUUGGCUCUACUGGACAGGUGCUCGCAUGAUAUAUAAUUAUCUACCUAAAUCUACCGGUCUUAGGAGAAUUACGUUGCACAAAUCACAAUCAAAUGGCGAUAAACAAUAUGUAUUGAUGUGUGAAUGUUCAAAUUUACUUCAAGACUUUACGUCGAUAGCAAAGUUACUACCGGCUCUCAAAGCAAGACUGUGUGGAUGUACAGGAGUAUAUCGUUCAAUUUUUAUUAUAUGAUUAUGUACAAUUUUGUUGUCUCUGAAAUCAUUUUUUUAAUCAAUAUAAAUAAUUUUGUUACUAUGAAGUAUUCAUAAUAAAGAAACAUCGUAUUAAUUAACAAAAAAAGUAACUUUCAUUUUUGUACAUAGAUUAUUAAACAUAAUAAUAGAAGGGGUUAAAUUGAGUUCAUAGCACACCCAAACAUAUAUCAUCAUUCUUUAAAAUAACGUAUUGUAUUUUUUUAAGUAUUUAAUUUACAAAUACGUAAUAUAUAAUAUUGAAAUUACAUUAAAAUUUAUAAAAGAAAUAUUUAUAUAAAAUAUUACAUGUUUUAUAAAAUAAAAAUU